AUGAAGCUUCAAGUAAUUUUAGGUGCUGUUUAUGUGAUUUUUAUGUGUUCUAUGAUCACAACAAGUUCUUCUUAUAAUGUAGCAUGUUAUUUCGCAAGUUGGUCAGUUUACAGAGACGAAGGUGGAAAAUUCGAUGUAUUUAAUAUAGAUCCACAUCUUUGCACACAUGUUUAUUUUGCAUUUUUAGAGAUGUACGAUGAUGGUAGGUUGCUCAUAUUUGACUCAUAUGAAGCUAACGGCACAGAAGAUGGAGGACAUUAUGAUGGAUUCAGAAAUUUUGCAAAUUUGAAGAAUGUGAAUCCAGAACUGAAGACUCUGAUCAGUAUAGGAGGGUGGAAUGCAGGUUCAAAAAAUUUCUCAAUAAUAUGUGCUGAUCCUGUAAAAAGGCAAAGACUCGUCCAAGAAUCUAUAAAAUUAAUGGAAACGUAUAACUUCGAUGGUUUUGAUAUUGAUUGGGAGUACCCCACUCUUAGAGAUGACGCUCAUCCAGAAGAUAAAGAAAAUUUCGUAGAAUUAUUGAAAGACUACAGUGCAGCUCUGAAACCAAAAGGUUUGCUUUUAAGCGCAGCUUUAGCAGCAGCAGUGGAUAAAAUUGAAUCUUCAUAUUUUGUGGAACAAGUAUCAGAGUACUUAGAUAUACUAAAUAUAAUGACAUACGAUUAUCAUGGAGCAUUUGAUAAUUUUGUCGGUCAUGUUGCACCUCUACAUGCUUCUCCAUUAGAUUACGAACAUGGAAGAAACGCAACCUAUACAGUAGCCACUGCCGUGGAUUAUUGGAUAUACAAAAAUGCUGACCCAUCUAAAAUUAACAUGGGACUUGCAGCAUAUGGUCGAACAUUUACUUUGAAAGACAAGGCAAAUACUCAACUGUAUGCACCAGUUCUUGGAGCUGGACCCAAAGGAAGAUAUACUCGUAUGGACGGUACCUUGGGUUAUAAUGAGAUUUGUCAGUACUACUCUGGUACAGAUUCAAUUUACUAUUGGGAUGAUGAUCAAAAAGUGCCUCACAGAGUUGUUGACGAUACUUGGAUUGGUUAUGAGGAUGAAAUAUCCAUAGGAUUAAAAGUUGAUUUUGCUGUUUCCAAAGGACUUGGAGGAGUAAUGAUUUGGUCAUUAGACACCGAUGAUUUUCUCGGAACAUGUGGCAGAAAAUACCGACUACUCAAUGUCGUGAAUGAUAGACUAAAGUACUGGGAAUCACAGGAAAAAAAAUUAAAAUUUGAAUGCUUUUAUAAAUAUAUGUUGUAA
Molecule: messenger RNA, 1248 nt
Organism: Psylliodes chrysocephalus
Lineage: Eukaryota; Metazoa; Arthropoda; Insecta; Coleoptera; Chrysomelidae
Source: the annotation of a GenBank genome assembly